AUGGCAGUCAUGUCUGACUUACCUCCUACGCAGGAAGUUGGAGACCUAUCUACUCAAGAUAUCAAUUCGCAGCCCGUCAGUCAGAUUUGGGGUGGACUUUUUCCUCUCAAGAGGAAGAUUCCGCAUCUUGCUAUGUCAAAGGAGUCUUACACUGUCGGUAGAGAAGGAAGUUGUGACAUUGUUCUUACGCCUGAGAUGUUUACUACCGGGCCGUUCUUGAGUGCUGUCAGUAAAGUUCAUUUUCGAAUCGCCAGAUUUGUCCAAGGUUUUUUGUUCACUGACCGGCUGUCAAGUGACUACCCCGAGGAAGUGUCCUCGAAGUAUACCAUUUGCAGGUCCCUUGGAAGGGGCGCAUGUGGUGAAGUUCGCGUUGCUUACGCGAGGGAAACUUGUAUCCAGUAUGCAAUGAAAAUUGUCCCCAAAAGGACGCUAUCUUCGCACGGUUCCCGUUUUGGUAACCGUGAAUUGACGGAAGUUGAAAUUUUAAAGAAGUUGAACCAUCCAUGCAUUGUAAAGAUACAUGAUGUUAUUGAAACCGAAGACACUCUCUUUAUUGUCCUCGAGUUAGUUGAAGGUGGUGAGUUGUUUGAUCGAAUUCUCAAUAGUGGUCAUUUGUCGGAAGACGACUCCAAAUUCUUCUUUUUACAAAUUCUAAUGGCAACGAAGUAUCUGCAUGAUAAUGGUAUAACUCACCGAGACUUGAAACCUGAGAACAUAUUGCUUACUGGAAAAUCAAACAGAUGUCUCAUCAAGAUUACCGAUUUUGGUCUAUCGAAAAUCGUCAAUGACAAUACAAUGCUGCGAACUUUUUGUGGAACUCCUACCUACUUGGCACCUGAGGUUUUACUGACUGCUGGUAAUGGUACCUACACUUCAUCCAUUGACGUCUGGUCUCUGGGGGUCAUUUUAUACGUAUGCCUUGUGGGUUAUCCUCCAUUUACUGAUGAGCGAAAGGAUUACGAUCUGAAAACGCAAAUUACCAAUGGACUUUACGAUUUUCCUGAUGUUUACUGGAAGGGGGUGAGUGAGUCUGCAAAGGACCUAGUUAGAAGGCUUAUGUGUGUUAAUCCCACCGAACGCAUCACGCUAGAGGAGGCACUGCUUCAUCCGUGGUUAGCUGAUCAGACAAUACGUGAUCAACUGGCCGAUCUCAUGAAAACCGCUGGUUUCCUCGACCUUGUGGAUGGUGUUUUGGAUGCGCAUAAUCUCGUCUCCUGCGUGAGGCGCGAUAGGUCUUCGACGCCCGUUAAGUUGGAUGAGAACGAUAAAGGAGCAGAUGAAGGUGAAAGCAACGACACCGUUUCAACCCUCAGGAACUCGUCCGCUUCACGAAAGAGGUCUAUUGAAGCAAUGACAGAUGAGGGCUGUCAAUCUCAACUCAAGAAAUCUGCAUUUUGA
Hydatigera taeniaeformis is the source of this 1398-nucleotide messenger RNA. The record is from the annotation of a GenBank genome assembly. NCBI's taxonomy places the organism in Eukaryota, Metazoa, Platyhelminthes, Cestoda, Cyclophyllidea, Taeniidae.